Vombatus ursinus (common wombat) is the source of this 2449-nucleotide messenger RNA. It is a transcript of the gene CDH20, whose product is annotated as cadherin 20. Gene Ontology annotation, biological process: homophilic cell-cell adhesion; adherens junction organization; calcium-dependent cell-cell adhesion. The record is from RefSeq and is a predicted model, not a curated record. Gene Ontology annotation, molecular function: calcium ion binding; cadherin binding. The transcript is spliced from 11 exons. Bases 1 to 2406 code for a protein of 801 amino acids. Gene Ontology annotation, cellular component: catenin complex; adherens junction; plasma membrane. NCBI's taxonomy places the organism in Eukaryota, Metazoa, Chordata, Mammalia, Diprotodontia, Vombatidae.
AUGUGGACCUCUGGUAGAAUGAGCAAAGCAAAGAGUUGGCUUGGACUUGGCAUGUCCUUGUAUUUUUGUGGGUUGAUGGAUCUUACAACCACUGUGCUGUCUGUCACUCCCAUGCCCCUCAAAGAACUGGAAGUACAUCUGUCGGACAAGACACAUUUGCACCACCGAAUAAAAAGAAGUUGGGUUUGGAAUCAAUUCUUUGUCCUGGAAGAAUACACUGGAACUGACCCUUUGUAUGUUGGCAAGCUUCAUUCAGAUAUGGACAGGGGUGAUGGGUCUAUCAAAUACAUUCUGUCAGGAGAAGGAGCCGGAAUUGUGUUCACAAUCGAUGAUACUACGGGAGACAUCCAUGCGAUUCAGAGACUGGAUCGGGAAGAAAGGGCCCAAUAUACAUUAAGAGCACAAGCCCUGGACAGGCGGACAGGCAGGCCUAUGGAGCCUGAGUCAGAGUUCAUUAUUAAAAUCCAAGACAUCAAUGAUAAUGAGCCUAAAUUCUUGGAUGGACCUUAUGUAGCCACCGUGCCAGAAAUGUCCCCUGUAGGCACCUCAGUUAUCCAGGUGACAGCAACCGACGCCGAUGACCCAACAUAUGGGAACAGUGCCAGGGUAGUGUACAGUAUUCUUCAGGGCCAGCCAUAUUUUUCCGUGGACUCUAAAACAGGUGUAAUUAGGACAGCACUCAUGAACAUGGACAGAGAAGCAAAAGAAUACUAUGAAGUGAUUAUACAAGCCAAGGAUAUGGGAGGACAGCUCGGGGGAUUGGCGGGAACAACCACCGUCAACAUCACCCUCUCCGAUGUCAAUGAUAAUCCACCCCGAUUUCCACAGAAGCACUACCAGAUGAGCGUGUUAGAAUCAGCUCCAGUUAGUUCUACAGUGGGACGUGUAUUUGCCAAAGAUCUGGAUGAAGGAAUCAAUGCAGAAAUGAAGUACACCAUUGUGGAUGGAGAUGGCCUGGACACCUUUGACAUCAACACGGAUCCAAGUUUCCAAGUUGGCAUCAUAACAGUUAGGAAGCCACUGAGUUUUGAAAGCAAGAAAAGCUACACUUUGAAAGUAGAGGGAGCCAAUCCCCACCUGGAAGUUCGCUUUCUGAACCUAGGCCCUUUCCAAGACACGACCACAGUUCACAUCAGCGUGGAGGAUGUAGAUGAGCCCCCUGUUUUUGAUCCUGGCUUUUAUUUUGUGGAGGUGCCUGAAGAUGUGGAGAUUGGAACCACCAUACAGAUCAUUUCUGCCAAGGACCCAGACGUGACCAACAACUCAAUCAGAUAUUCAAUUGACAGGAGCAGUGACCCUGGGAGAUUCUUUUAUGUUGACAUCACAACAGGGGCUCUCAUGACUGCAAGACCCCUUGACCGAGAGGAACUUUCAUGGCAUAAUAUCACCGUCCUGGCUAUGGAAAUGAACAACCCCACACAAAUUGGAAGUGUUUCUGUCACAGUAAAGGUCUUGGAUGUGAAUGACAAUGCUCCUGAGUUCCCCAGAUUCUAUGAAGCUUUUGUUUGUGAAAAUGCCAAAGCUGGGCAGCUGAUUCAGACGGUGAGCGCAAUAGACCAGGAUGACCCACAAGAUGGUCAGCACUUCUACUACAGCUUGGCUCCUGAAGCAGCUAACAACCCCAACUUCACUCUAAGGGACAAUCAAGACAAUACUGCCCGGAUUCUUACCAGGAGGUCUGGCUUUAGACAGCAGGAACAGAAUGUCUUUUACCUCCCCAUCCUGAUUGCAGACAAUGGAAGGCCCAUGCUGAGUAGCACGGGCACACUGACAGUCCAGGUGUGCAGCUGCGAUGAUGAGGGUGAUGUGAUGUCCUGCAGCGCUGAGGCCUACAUGCUCCCGGUCAGCCUGAGCAGGGGGGCCCUCAUCGCCAUCCUCGCCUGCAUCUUUGUUCUCCUAGUGCUGGUGCUUCUUAUCUUAUCCAUGAGGCGGCAUAGGAAGCAGCCCUACAUCAUUGACGACGAGGAGAACAUACAUGAGAACAUUGUCCGCUAUGAUGAUGAAGGAGGUGGGGAAGAGGACACGGAGGCCUUUGACAUAGCAGCCAUGUGGAAUCCACGGGAGGCACAGACAGGUGCAGCAGCAAAGAUGAGGCAGGACAUGCUUCCUGAGAUCGAGAGCCUGUCUCGGUAUGUGCCUCAGACCUGCACCAUGGAGAGCAACGUCCACAGCUAUGUGCUAGCCAAGCUCUACGAAGCUGACAUGGAUCUGUGGGCCCCUCCUUUUGACUCCCUCCAGACAUACAUGUUUGAGGGAGAGGGAUCUGCGGCAGGGUCCCUGAGCUCAUUGCAGUCAGUCACUUCAGACUCAGACCAGAGCUACGACUUCCUGACGGACUGGGGACCGCGUUUCCGAAAACUGGCAGAAAUGUAUGGUGUUACCGAAGGCGAUGGGCCACUGUGGUAACAAAUUGGUGAGGGAGAGGGGCCACAGUGUUCCCACAAUGCAG